This is a messenger RNA of Chiloscyllium plagiosum (whitespotted bambooshark), 5039 nucleotides long. The record is from RefSeq and is a predicted model, not a curated record. NCBI's taxonomy places the organism in Eukaryota, Metazoa, Chordata, Chondrichthyes, Orectolobiformes, Hemiscylliidae.
AAGCGGAAGUGGCGCCAGCAAGGGGUGGAGUCAGAUUGACCCAGUCGGCGGCUGCAGAUGGCGGCGCCAUGGGCGGCGGGAGCCCGGAGCCGAGUACGGGAUCGGCGCUGGAGGCUCCGGGAUACCGACCUGAUUACCGGCGGCGUCAGCAAGCUGGAGCCCGGGCCGCAGGGUCAGGAUCUCGAGGAUUACCAUUUACCUUCCAGCCUCCUCACCAUUGCAGAUUCAGAUCUAGGAGGGAUUUCAGGAAGUUUUCCUGGCUGCAUUGAUCAGUCUAUAAUCUCCAUAAUUGAAGCUACAGCACAAACAGAGAAUAAAUUGUUGCUUGAUGAGGAAAGUGAAGCAUCACUACUAACAGCCUUGACCGAGAUACUGGAUACUGUUGAUGAUGAAAAUCCCUCUCCAUUUGAUUGCAUUCCUGACUCUGAGCUAUUUGCCCCACCAAAGGAUGAUCAAGAGUGCCUUCUGGUUGGACAUCAGUCUUGUGCCAUGUUUCCAGAUUUAGGAAAAGAACCUUUUGGACACGUGGUGCCAACUGCUCCAAGGGAUCUGAAUGCCCAGUGGAGAUCAGAGAAGCUGAUGAACAGAAGUUUUGGAGAGGAGACUUCAAAGCAACGUAGUGAUGGCGAGGAAGAGGAGGAAGAGGAUCUGAUCAGUAAUGGUCAGGGUGUAUCAGAGUUGGGACCCGGUGACUCAUUGGACUUGCAGUUGGGUGAACAGCUUGAUGCAGUAGGGUUGGAGAAUAACGUAACACUGGUACUUGAAAGCAGUUCACCAUGUGCACACGAUGUUCCGAUGUCUGACCUAGUCAAGGAUGUUCGUCUCCACUGUUUGCCCAAUGGAGUGAUGUGUCUGGGGACAGACAUUGAGCUAGCAGACAGCAUGAUUGAACUAGAGGUUCAUGUGCUCCAGGAUAAUGAGGUACAGGAUCUGGAGUUACCGAUAGUGCUGUGUGCAAGCAGUGAGCACCUACUGCAGAUGAUAGGUGAGAAUGACAAGGAGUCUGUGCUAGCUAAAGACCCUGGUCCAGAGAGCCUGCCACAAACCUUAAAACAACAGGAAGUCUCUCCACCCACCCCAGUACAUCUGGAGACCUCCCCAGUCACAGUACCAAGUGGACGGUUGAGAAAAACAUCAGGAUCUGAUGAAAUUCUAAUUGCUGUGCAGCUGGACCGUGCUGAAACAUCAUGUGAACAUCACAGUCUUGAGACCCAGGUUCAAGCAGCAGAAGAUCAGGAACACUCCAAAGUCCAACAGAAACAGGAGUCUCAAUUUCUAACCCAACAAACAGAACAAGAUGUGAGGAGAAUCAAAACUAGAGAUGUUACUGCCGGGAGGGAAAGCAGCCAAGUCACCGCAUUUAGCAAGGGUGCAAAAGAGCCACAUAAUCCAUCACCAUGUGAGAGCGAGCCUGCACUGGGAGGUUGCAGCAUUCCCCAGUCAGUCGAGCCUCAACCUGGGCAUGGAAUCAGACUUGCAAAUGAGGCCAUACACCCUGAACAAACUGUAGACAAUGAGCCUGUUCCGGUGCCCCAGUGCCCUAAGUCAGACCUGAUAAGUCAGCAUCCUGGGUCUACUUCAUCCACAAUAUCACCAUUGUCUACUUGCGACGUGCAGUCUCCUGCUGUUCUUGAAACAACCACCAAUGAAUCCAAACUGCGAUCAAUCAGCCUCCAACAGUAUCGGCUGCGACUCCAACAACGAAAACGAGAUCGUGUCCUCUCAGUGCCUGAGAAACCAAAACUUGGUACUGAUACUAACAGCAAGAGUGCUUGGCCUGUUGUCCCCAUUCAGUCCAUUGUCCAGGGGGAGCUCAGUAUUUUGCCAUUAGAACCUGCUGGACAUGUGGUCAGAAGGCAGGCCUCUCCUGCUCAGGCCCCUCUGCUCCACCUGCGGGACUCACCUCAAAGACAGGCUGCUCCCAUCCAGGUCCCAUCCAAAGAUAAACAUACUCCAUUCACCCAUCAAGCAACCCCACCUAGUGCAAAACUGCCUACUUGCUCUGUAACUCCAUCCUCUGUAGCCAUACCUGCCAGCCACCUGGCUCCACCAUCUGUGGCACAUCUUACUCCACCCAGUCUGCCCCCAUCCACCCAUCUGGCCCCGGCCCCUCCUGCCCAGGCCCCGGCCCCUCCUGCCCAGGCCCCGGCCCCUCCUGCCCAGGCCCCGGCCCCUCCUGCCCAGGCCCCGGCCCCUCCUGCCCAGGCCCCGGCCCCUCCUGCCCAGGCCCCGGCCCCUCCUGCCCAGGCCCCGGCCCCUCCUGCCCAGGCCCCGGCCCCUCCUGCCCAGGCCCCGGCCCCUCCUGCCCAGGCCCCGGCCCCUCCUGCCCAGGCCCCGGCCCCUCCUGCCCAGGCCCCGGCCCCUCCCGCCCAGGCCCCUCCUGCCCAGGCCCCGGCCCCUCCUGCCCUGGCCCCGGCCUCUCCCACCCUGGCCCCUCCUGCUCUGGCCCCGGCCGCGCCCUCCCUGGACCCUCCCGCUCUGGCCCCGGCCGCGCCCUCCCUGGCCCCUGCCAUUGUGGCUACUCCUGCUUCGGCCACGGUGUCACCCACUCUGGCCCUUCCUGGUCCGGUCCCUGCCCCCCCUCCUCAGGCCCCAGCGGCACACACUCUGCCUGAAGCCCCUGCGGCCCAUCCUGCACAGGCCCUAUCUGCACCCGCUGUGGCUCCUUCUGCUUUGGUUCCUCUCCCUGCGGCCCCUCCUGCUCCAGUCCUAGCCACCCAAUGCAGUUUCACGCAACAACUGUCAAAUGGCACUCAGAACAGGACAAGGCAGAAAGUGGUACCUCCAGUUCUCCCAGGGAGCUUGAAACCCCUAAACAAAACCUCAAUCAUGGCCCUACAGCCUCAGCAAGCCCCGACUACAUCAGUCCACAAAGCCCUCAUCCCACCUGCGAGAGCUCCUCCACCAUCAACUCUAAUGUCAGGAGAUUCAGAGUGCCCAUCACUGCUGCCUGUGAUCGGGCCUCAUGAUGCUGCUUCAGAGGACGAUAUUCCACGUUGUCAGAAUGACUUGCUGCCUGAAUCUGUCCAGAGAACUACAAUGGAGACUAUGCUCAUAACCUCUCCAUCAGUGCCACUCUCUGAAUCUCCUCCAGUGCAGCAACUUCAAUCAUCCACGGCAACCCAGGCAUAUGAAGGAGUUGAUCAGGGCACACUGAGCUCCUCAGUGGUGUCGAACAAAGUAAAGGUCAACCUGAAAGCAGGAAUUGAGGCGGCCGACCCGAUGAGUUUAUUGGAACAGUUUGAAGUCACUGAGGUGUCAGAGGAAUCACCCCUUGGGAACAGCAGUGGGUCAGAGGUUCCUGAGGAGUGGAAACUAUUAGAUCACAUAUUUGGAGCAGAAUUGGCAAGUACAGCAGGUUUGACGCCUCCAGCGACUCCUCCGCAUCAGAUAUGGAAAUCACGACCACCACCAGUAAGCUUUCUGGGCAAACGAAAGUUGCAGGAAACAGCUGAGGGCUUUGAGGGCUCUCCAGUUAGGACUGCGAAGCUGAUUGAUCCAAAGCCUAUGGCACAGAAUAACCGGACAAAGUGUUCAAGCCUGCAGUCUUCAGUUGAGCCCCCGCUCACUGCUGCCAAUGGCUUUGGGGAUCACAUAUAUUGUUUGCCAAGAGUCAGCACCCAGUCGUCAUCAUGCAACAUCUAUCCACCGACUGUGGGCAAGCCAGAUGUUGCUUGCCGCUGGAAUAUCAAGCGCCAAGCUAACAUUACCAUUAAACCCAUUACCUCCCUGAAUCGUCAACGCCGAAGCCCAACUCGUCAGGCCCGGGCAGGGGACAAGCAGCGAGGAGCUGGCCCUGGUAUUGAAAGGAACACGUCAGAUUCCCAGAAGACAUUGCCGGGAGUUCAGGUGUCCUCCAACAUGCUUCCCACUGGAACAGGAAGCGAGAAACCCAGUAGGAGCUUCUCAUCAGCAGUGGACCAAAGAAACAUUGGAGGCGACACUGCAGAGGGAAACUGUUGUGUAACUGUAGCUCCCGCUCCAAAUGGAGAGACUGAGGGGAGCAAACCUUUUGAUUCUUCCCAUUGUUCAAGAAGGACUCGGACCUCCCCGUGCUAUAGGCACCAGCGGUAUCUUAGCUCCUCGAGUUCCACAUCCUGCUCCCGCUCUCGGUCCCGGUCCCGCUCUCGGUCCCGGUCCCGGUCCCAUUCUCCUACGUGGAAAAGGAGACGAUAUGGCAGGAGACGAUCCCGUCAUUCUCGACACAGUUCACGAUCAGAUUCCAGAUCGAGCUCACGUUCCAGGUCAUGUUCCAGAUCAAAUUCAAGAUCUGACUCUGGAUCUAGGUCCAGAUCAAGAUCAUCGCGAAGACGCAGUGUUCAUAUGAGUUAUUUCACAGAUACUUAUGACGUGUUUCCUGAGGAACCGAGAUGUCAGUACUCGAGAGCUCACUCACGAAGAAUUAAUCAGCGACGGGAACUUGCUAUAGAAGAACGGCGAGUUGUUUAUGUUGGGAAAAUCCGGAAUGGGAUGUUGCGUGAGGAAUUGAGGAGGCGAUUCGAAGUGUUUGGAGAAAUUGAGGAUUGCAACAUUUAUUUCAGGAGUGAAGGAGAUAACUAUGGUUUUGUCACAUACCGUUACACAUGCGAUGCAUUUGCUGCUAUUGAGAAUGGACAGACGUUGCGUAAACCUGACGAAUUGCCCUUUGACCUCUGUUUUGGUGGCCGGCGGCAGUUUUGUAAAACCAAUUAUGCAGAUCUAGAUUCCAGUCAUGCAGACUACAGUUCUUAUUCAACCAAAAGCAAGUUUGACUCUUUAGACUUUGACACUUUAUUAAAACAGGCCAAACGGAGUCUUCGGAGGUGACAGCAGUGACAGCGGAGGAGGGGAAGGAGUGCAAGGGAGAAGCAAGUCUGAGGGCAUUGUGUCUCCUGUUUACAUGCUGCUACUGGAUCAGAUUGAGAUUUAUAUAUAAACCCUAGGUGUCUGUGUGACUGACAGAAUGCAAGAAGUGUCUUGCCAUCUGCGUCAAGCAGUUCACACUUUGGAGAGAUAAAAAGAAAUCUUUUUAAAAAAUCAAAUAAAAUAUAUCUGCUAAA